Cajanus cajan (pigeon pea) is the source of this 417-nucleotide messenger RNA. RefSeq lists its product as uncharacterized. NCBI's taxonomy places the organism in Eukaryota, Viridiplantae, Streptophyta, Magnoliopsida, Fabales, Fabaceae. The record is from RefSeq and is a predicted model, not a curated record.
AUGGAGACGCCUUUGCCCUUUGGGUGGAAGCCUCUCAACAUCGACCGUUACGACAACACUGCCGACCCGGAUGAGCACGUCGAUCUGUACGUCACGCAGGUAAACCUAUACAUUAAUGAGGAUGCUAUUUUGUGUAGAGUUUUUCCAACUUCGCUCAAGGGAGCAGCACUCGCCUGGUACACUCAAUUGUUAGCAAGGUCAAUUGACAACUUCGACACUCUAGGGAGACGAUUCACGACACAGUAUGCAACGAGUCGACCUCAACACGUCACAUCAGCCGCCUUGGCCAGUCUCAAACAGGGUGACGACGAACCACUGAGGGCGUUCAUGGAGCGCUUCGCCAGCAUCUCGGUUAAGAUCCGAAACUUGAACCCCGAGGUCGCCCUACACGCCAUGGUCAUGGCGCUCAAGCCAUGA